GCGGUGACCGGUGCCGCCAUGCUGUCCGUGGCCGCGCGCUCGGGGCCCUUCGCGCCCUACCUGUCCGCCGCCGCGCACGCCGUGCCCGGGCCGCUCCGCGCCAUCGCGUCGCCGGCGCCGCCCCGCCCCGGCCCCGCGCCGGCGGCCCCGCGCCGCGCCGCCCCGGCCGCCCGCGCCGCUCGCGGAGGCCUCGUUGCCGGCGCCGCCAUCAACGCACCUGCCAGCGUGCGCUUUGUCCAUAAUGAUGUGGUGGUACCUGACUUCUCUGCCUACCGCCGCCAAGACGUGCUAGAUGCCACCAGGUCUUCUCAAAGCAGCAGUGAAGAUAGAAAAGGGUUUUCCUACCUGCUGACUGCAACAACCUGCGUAACAACUGCAUAUGUUGCUAAGAAUGUUGUCACCCAGUUUAUUUCCAGCCUGAGUGCCUCUGCCGAUGUGCUAGCAUUGUCGAAGAUCGAGAUCAAGUUAUCCGACAUUCCAGAAGGCAAGAACAUGGCUUUCAAGUGGCGAGGGAAGCCCCUUUUUGUGCGCCACAGAACGCAGGCAGAGAUUACCCAGGAAGCUGAAGUUGAUCUGUCUCAACUGAGGGAUCCCCAGCACGACUUGGACCGAGUCAAGAAGCCGGAGUGGGUCAUACUGGUAGGAGUCUGCACUCAUCUCGGCUGUGUGCCCAUUGCUAACUCCGGGGAUUUUGGCGGCUACUACUGCCCCUGCCAUGGGUCCCACUACGAUGCCUCGGGCAGGAUCAGGAAAGGUCCCGCUCCCUACAACCUUGAGGUUCCGACUUACCAGUUUGUUGGGGAUGACAUGGUGAUUGUUGGCUGAACAUCAAGGGGCUUGCUCACAGUCCUGUGCAUGUCACUCAAAGGGUUAACAGAUUCUGGAAUACUGUAAAACCAGAUGAUCGUGACAAUGUUAGCUGUCUAGAUUCUCAACCAGAAGUAUGCUUGAAUACUUCUCUUUGUUCAAUGUUAAUAAAAACUUGGGAGUGAGCACUUGUCCCUGA
This is a messenger RNA of Cuculus canorus (common cuckoo), 1006 nucleotides long. Its product is annotated as cytochrome b-c1 complex subunit Rieske, mitochondrial. The transcript has 2 exons. Lineage: Eukaryota; Metazoa; Chordata; Aves; Cuculiformes; Cuculidae. The record is from RefSeq and is a predicted model, not a curated record. Gene Ontology annotation, cellular component: membrane. Gene Ontology annotation, molecular function: quinol-cytochrome-c reductase activity; 2 iron, 2 sulfur cluster binding. Gene Ontology annotation, biological process: mitochondrial electron transport, ubiquinol to cytochrome c. The coding region runs from base 19 to 825 and encodes 268 amino acids.